Messenger RNA from Pollicipes pollicipes, 396 nucleotides. Its product is annotated as body wall muscle protein HR-29-like. NCBI's taxonomy places the organism in Eukaryota, Metazoa, Arthropoda, Thecostraca, Pollicipedomorpha, Pollicipedidae. The transcript has a single exon. The record is from RefSeq and is a predicted model, not a curated record. Bases 1 to 396 code for a protein of 131 amino acids.
AUGAAUGUCAGCGACUUCCAGCCGGAGAUGAGCGUCAAGCUGGAAAGCGGAGUGGUGAUGGUGCACGCGGCACGUGACGAGACCUUGGGCGACGGCGGCUCCACCUACCGACUGAUGCGGCAGUUCGUCCUGCCGCACCGCGUCGACCCCGACCGCGUGACCUCGCUCCUGACCCGCGCCGGCCAGCUGGUGAUCGGGGCCCCUGUCGCCGCGAUCACGGUCCCGGCGCUGAACCAGACGGGGGUUCCAGAGGUCAAGGCGGAAGCUCCAGAGGUCAAGGUGGGGAUUCCAGAGGUCAAGGUGGGGACCCCAGAGAUCAAGGUGGAGACUCCAGAGGCCAAGACGGGAGCUCCAGGGGUCAGGGUUGGGGCUCCAGAGGCCAAGGCAGAGACUUGA